UCCAUUUAAAAUACCGAACCCCACGAUCAACCAAAUCAUCGAAUAAAUUUUCUUCUUUCUUUUCGUUAACAAAAAUCAUAACCUAUUAUUAUGGCAUCUGAAAACAAAUCGUCGACGAUUAUUCUCAAAAGUUCCGACGGCGAGACCUUCGAGGUCGACGAGGCCGUCGCUCUCGAGUCGCAAACCAUAAAGCAUAUGAUCGAGGAUCAAUGCGCCGAUACCGCCAUCCCUUUGCCGAACGUCACAAGUAAGAUCUUGUCGAAAGUUAUCGAGUAUUGUAAAAAGCACGUUGAACACAAAGCUGACGAUGACAAGCCUGCUGAAGACGAUUUGAAAUCUUUUGAUGCUGAGUUCGUUAAAGUCGAACAGGGCACUCUCUUUGACCUCAUCUUGGCUGCUAAUUAUCUGAACAUUAAGAGCUUGCUGGACUUGACCUGUCAAACAGUAGCCGACAUGAUAAAAGGCAAGAGCCCCGAGGAUAUCCGCAAGCAGUUCAACAUCAAGAACGAUUUCACCCCCGAAGAGGAAGAGGAGGUUCGCCGUGAGAAUGCCUGGGCUUUUGAAUAAACUUAAGGUCUCAAUAAUUAGGAUAGUGUAAAGCACGACUUCUCGUUUUUAAUUUAGGAAAUCAAGUACUAUUUUAUAUUCUCAUGCUAUUUUGGGUGUUAUGUGUCUUGAUGUUUGGAAUCGGAGCUAUUGUUGAACUUAUUUUUCAAUGGUUUUAAUGGCAACCCUUCAGACUUAUUUUCUUAUUUCA
Messenger RNA from Erigeron canadensis, 757 nucleotides. Its product is annotated as SKP1-like protein 1. Gene Ontology annotation, biological process: SCF-dependent proteasomal ubiquitin-dependent protein catabolic process. Gene Ontology annotation, molecular function: cullin family protein binding. NCBI's taxonomy places the organism in Eukaryota, Viridiplantae, Streptophyta, Magnoliopsida, Asterales, Asteraceae. Gene Ontology annotation, cellular component: nucleus; cytoplasm. The transcript has 2 exons. The record is from RefSeq and is a predicted model, not a curated record. The coding region runs from base 91 to 567 and encodes 158 amino acids.